AGACAGGCUGCUGAUUCACACACACACACACACACACACACACAGAAGAGAAACAACGUGCUGCAGUUUUAACAAAUAAACAUGUCACUGACAUAAACUGUGGAAACUGAACUGCAGCGUCUCCUCACAGCUCACCAUGGUCCCUACAGACUUUAAAACCCUGAUCCAGAGGUUUUAUCACCUUCAGUCUGAGCGGGUAGAGACGUAUCAGCUCUUUGACGAAGGACAUGAGGCCUACUUAAGGACGGGGCCCCAUUACGACUUCGACCACUACAGGCAGCUGGUGCAUGAGAUAACACAAGCCUUCUGUGGCAUCUCCAAAGAAGUGCUGGAGAUCAAGGAGAGGCUGCACCAUGAGUUUGACCGGCCAGACCUUUCUGAGCACAUCGAAAAGCUGCAGAGCAAAGAGAAGCAGAAGCUUGAGCUGACAGCCAAGCUGCAGCUGGCCAGGCAGCGGGCCCAGGAUCACCCGGAGGACGAAGACUGUCAAGAAAAGAUUCAGGAGAUCAAGCACGAGAUCAUCAAGAACAAAGAGGCUCUGAGUGAGAUCAUGCAGGACUUUAAAUAUGACUCUGAGGAGUCUGAUUGACAGGUCGGUCCCCAGGAGGCCCACCGCCGCCCUCUCACAUCACCAGACAGCGGAGCUGACAGAUCGACUCGGCUCUGGUGCAACUUCCAUCUUGGACUCCUCAGCUGCACUUAUCGAUCCCCCCUCUGGCCCCACCCUGCUCGUUGCUGCAGUCUUAUUCCACCCAGGGGGCUUUUCACAUUCUGGCUUUGUGGGUUCCUGUCUGUAGUUAUGUGUUUGUGUUAAUGCAUGUAUCAGCAAAAAAAAAAAAAAGAAACAAAAACUUUAUGUUGUGAAGUCUUGUAAAUAAGGUUAAAUAUUCCUUGCAGGCUCAUCCAGAAAUCUUUGUUAACUUGAUGAAUUGUAUUUUUUAAUAAAAAAAAAAGAGUUUUCUUGUUCUAUACAUUA
Molecule: messenger RNA, 976 nt
Organism: Larimichthys crocea (large yellow croaker)
Lineage: Eukaryota; Metazoa; Chordata; Actinopteri; Sciaenidae
Gene: rex1bd
Product: required for excision 1-B domain containing
Exons: 5
Coding region: 137-589 (150 amino acids)
Source: RefSeq, a predicted model, not a curated record